Molecule: messenger RNA, 3361 nt
Organism: Closterium sp. NIES-67
Lineage: Eukaryota; Viridiplantae; Streptophyta; Zygnematophyceae; Desmidiales; Closteriaceae
Source: the annotation of a GenBank genome assembly
GAGAAAAAGCCCUUAGGAUCUUUUGCAGAGACUAAGUCCCAGCUGUAGAGACUUGAGACUUGGAGUAGUGCAGCGGAAGUUGAGACAGUUGAACCCUUGUACUAGUAUGUGAGAACAAGUUUCUGCUGCUUGAUCUGAAAUCCCCUAGGUUUCACUUGCAGGUUUCAACUUCUGUUUCGCUUUUCCUCCCUUCCUUUUCCGGAUCUGUAGCUCUCCUGAUCCCUAGGCUUCUUAUACCCUAAGAUCCUUUAGCUGCCACCGUCGUAGGCUCGGGAUUUGUAUUCUAGUGUUUUUUUGUUUACUUCAUCCGUUAAUACGACACUGUACGCUGGCACUAUGGUGUCCGAUGGCUCUGGUCCCGCUUCCACUGGUCCCGCGGCCACGGCUGACUGGGCUUUCGAGGUCGGCAAGGCGUUCGCGUCGCAGUAUUACACCGUGAUGCACACGCAACCGCACGACGUGCACAAGUUCUAUGUCGACGAGAGCAAAUUCACGCGCGCCGAGCGCCUCGGCAUUCCCGGGGAAACCGUGACGACCAUGCAGGGUAUUCACUCCAAGGUGAUGUCGCUGGACUCGUGCGAAGUCAAGGCGGAGAUCAAGUCCGUGGACUGCCAGGAGUCCCUCUCAGGGGGCGUCCUCGUGGUGGUAACCGGAUCCCACUGUUACACCAGCACCUCGGGCGGCCCGGGCGAGCGCCGCGGCUUCGUGCAGAGCUUCUUUCUCGCGCCGCAGCAGAACGGCUUCUACGUCCUUAACGACAUCUUCCGGUUCUUAGAGGACGCGCCGCCGCCGCAGCCGCCCGCAGUGGUCAAGCACGCCGUCGGAGGGGGGACGAAAUCGGCCGCCGCGUCCGCCCCUGGCGCAGCGUCCUCUGCUGCUCCGGGGAGCGGGGCUCAGGGUGGGUUGGUGAACGGUCACGCGGAGGGUCAAGCUGGGGGAUCUAGGGAGGUUUCAACCGUGGAUCAUACCGUGCGAGAUGUAACGGUCGAUGAGGCUUCUCAAGCGUCCGCGUCUCACGCCUCCUCGGGUCAAGCCUCCGCGUCUGCCGCCGCGCCCAGCGCUGCGGCCGGCGGGGCGGGGGCUCCCCCGGCCGCGGAGGACGCCGCUGGGGGAGACGAGGUGCAGGUGAUCCGAGAGGUGCCGGAAUCCGUGGUAGCUGUGCAGCAGGGUCAAGGGCAGGGGCAAGGGGCGGGAGCAGCAGCAGGAGCGGCGGCGGCAGCGGCGACUGAGGAGGAGAAAGCGGAGGUUCCGGUGGUGUAUUCCGCCCCCGCUUCCGCUCCUGCUGUGCUUCCGACUCCUGUGGGUGGGGAUGCGGUUGCGGCGCCUCAAGCGCCAGGGGCUGCUGCUCCGGUGCCAGCUGCCGCACCACCUGUAGCGGCACCCACAGCAGCAGCAGCAGCAGCAGCACCUGCUGCAGCGGUAGUACCUGCAGCAGCAGUAGCCCCUGCAGCGGCAGCUACACCAGCCGUAGCAGCACAGGCGGCAGCACCUGUCUCUGACGAGCCUGCCCCCAAGAAGUCGUAUGCGUCUAUCCUGCAGGCUAUGCGCGCACAAUCCGCGGCUGCCUCACCUGCUGCAGCGCCCGCGGGCCCAUCUUCCGCCCCUCCUUCCGCCACUCCCCCCGCAGCAGCCGCUCCUGGGGCGGUGGCACCUAGGCAGCCGCCGCUGCUGCCGUCAGCAGGGGCUGGGGGGGUUGGGGGUUUUGUGGGGCAAGAGGCAGCGCCGUCUGCAGCUGCUGGGUUCUCUGCUGGCUUGCUGGCACCUGCUCCUGGCUACGCUGCUGCUGAGGAUGCUAAUGCUGCUGACGAAGCUGCAGGGGAGGGCCGAGCUGUGUUUGUUCGCAACCUGCCUGUCCGCAUCACUGCCAAGGAGAUCGCUGAGCACUUCAGCCAGUUUGGCGCGGUCAAAUCAGACCGCAUUCAAAUCCGCGGCAACAAGGCCAACAACCCUGCUACAGUGUACGCGUUCGUGGAGUUUGAGGAAGCUGCAGCAGCUCAAUUGGCAGUAGAGAAGCAAUCGAUCAUGGUGGGGAAUUUCCAGGUGAAGAUCGAGGAGAAGAAAGCGACCAGCACGGGGCGAGGCUCAUACCGUCGCACUGGGGGUGGCCGCAGCGGCUCAGACCGCCAAUUCCGCGAUGGCAGCGGCAAUUUAAGUGGCGUUGUUGGUGGCGCUGGCGUCGGUGGUGUUAGCGUUGGUGUUGUUGGUGGUGCUGGUGCUGGUGGUGUUGGUGCUGUCGGUGUUGUGAGCAGCAGGGGAGGGCGUGGGGGGUCAGGGUUUACCUCCAGGGUUCAGCAGCCGCAGCAGCAGGGACAGGGGCAGUGGCAGGGGGUGCAGGGGCAGGGGGUGCAGGGGCAGGGGUUUCAGGGUCAAGGGUUGCAGGGGCAGGGCUUUCAGCAGGUGCAGGGGGGAGGGGAGGGGCAAUUGCGGGGAGGUGAGGGUGUGAGUGGGACAGGUCAAGGGGGGUGGUCGUCAAGUGGAGGCGGGAGGGGGAGAAGAGGGGGGCAGCAACGAACAGGGGGUAGGGGAGGAGGUGCAGGAGGGGGGGUGGCAGUGGUGGCACCAUCUUGAGGGAUGGUGAUACCAAGUGCCUGCCAUCUCAUAUGUGUCUGCAUUUUCACCAUGGGUUGCAUUUGCAUGAUCAUGAUUCCUUCAUCAUAACUUGCAUUGCCAUGACAUGACAUGACAUGUUGCGUCACUCGCACUGUCACUAGUGUCGGUGUCCCUGCUUGCUUGCAUUGCAUCCUCCUAAGUUGCAUCAGCAUGUCUGUCGGGUCUGGGUUGUGCCAUGGGGGGGCAUCAACACAAGUCAGAAUGCGUCUCCAUGCAUGGGGUGGGGUGAGGCAUGGGUGGGUACCCGGGUGAGGAUGUUCGACUGUCCGAGACGGCUAUCGGGGUAGGCUGGGAGCCUUUUCAGGGAAGGAGGGGCUGGUGGAUGGGGGGGUGGGGGGAGCGCGGGUUGAAAAGGAUGGUCAUCGAUGCGAAGAUUAAAGAUUCUCAAGUUGCCACUGUGGUACAAGGACUUUAUGUCACUGCUGGCAAAGCGCGCUUGUCAGAAGGGAUCCGAGGCUUUUAGGUCCAAGUCGCACGUGCUAUGGGUUGGAGAGUAGGUGACCUGUUGCGCGUGUUGAGGUUUACUCGACAGAGUUACCAAACAUGUGGUUUACUCCAAUAGCGCGGGUGUGCUGCCGUGGCCAGCGAAGCCAGCAAAGCAAGCAAGGGAUGCCUACAUUCUGUUUCAUGGAAUAGAGUAGUGGUAUUGUAGGUGUCGUAGGUAUGUCAGGACACUGGAAAGGGGGAAUGUAACGCAAAAGAUGUACCAUUACGUUCUGGGUUCUUGGACUCCAAACACCAUUCAUGGAUU